Molecule: messenger RNA, 285 nt
Organism: Parnassius apollo (apollo)
Lineage: Eukaryota; Metazoa; Arthropoda; Insecta; Lepidoptera; Papilionidae
Source: the annotation of a GenBank genome assembly
AUGUCGUUUAUUCUUAGUCAAGAUACUCCAAAUACAGGACUGGAUAGUGAAAAUACAACAGAAAAUGGGACUGAAGCCCAAGAGACUAGUAGCAUUGCUGACCAAGAGGUACUUUCAGAAACAACAGACUCUCUGCUUUCCUCUGUUUCCUCUCCAAAACCACAUGCUUCUAAGAAGUCCAAGACUGCAGAUCCCAUUUUGGAAAAGGCUCAAAACAUUAUACUUGAAACAAGUGAAAAAAGAAGAAAUGAAUUUGCUGGUUUCGCAGAGCAUAUAGCAAACUAG